Molecule: messenger RNA, 3077 nt
Organism: Chelonoidis abingdonii (Abingdon island giant tortoise)
Lineage: Eukaryota; Metazoa; Chordata; Testudines; Testudinidae
Source: RefSeq, a predicted model, not a curated record
GACAACGGGGUGAUUUUAUUGCUCACUAGUAAAAAUAAAUGUCACGGGAAAGUUGCCGUUUGUAGUUCAAACGAUCAUUCACUUGAAGACGCUGGAGGACGAUUUGCAAAAAAGGCUGCUGCACAGUGUAGCUCGGACAUUGUGAGUUCCCAAACGCUGGUGAAAGGGACAGAGUGGGCAAUGAAAAUGGACAUGGAGGAUGCUGACAUGACUCUGUGGACAGAGGCUGAUUUUGAAGAGAAGUGCACAUACAUUGUAAAUGAUCACCCCUGGGAUCCCAGCGAUGAUGGAAGCACCAUAACUCAGGCAGAGGCGUCCUUGCCAAGGAACUUGACUUUCAAAUAUACAUCGAACUGCAAAGAGGUUACUGGAGUUGUAAGUAAAGAGUACAUCCCAAAAGGAACACGUUUUGGACCUCUGGUAGGAGAGAUCUAUACCAACGAUACAGUUCCCAAGAAUGCGAACAGAAAAUACUUUUGGCGGAUCUAUUCCAGUGGUGAACUUCACCACUUCAUUGAUGGAUUUAAUGAGGACAAGAGCAAUUGGAUGCGCUAUGUGAACCCAGCCCAUUCUGUUCAGGAACAGAAUUUGGCAGCUUGUCAGAAUGGAAUGAACAUCUAUUUCUACACUAUCAAGCCCAUCCCUGCCAACCAAGAACUACUUGUGUGGUAUUGUCCGGACUUUGCAGAGAGACUGCACUAUCCUUCCUCCAGAGAGCUGAUGAUGAAUCUCACACAAAGCCACGUUAAUCCAAAGCAGCAAAGCACUGAUAAAAAUGAGCUUUAUCAGAAAAGUAUCCCAAAGAGAGAGCAUAGUGUGAAAGAAAUUCUGAAAACUGAACCCAACCAUUCAAAAGGAAAGGACUUAUUCCAGACUAACAUUUCACCAAUUACUUCAGAAAAACACUUCGAUGACUUGAGAAAAAACUAUAGCCCGGAAAGGUCUUUCUUUCCUCGUGUUGUCUAUCCAAUCCGACCUCACAUUCCAGAAGAUUAUUUGAAAACUUCCCUAGUUUAUGGGAUGGAAAGACCUAGCUACAUUACUCACUCACCCAUCCAGUCUUCUACCACACCAAGUCCUUCAGCAAGGAGCAGCCCAAACCAAAGCUUAAAAAGCUCAAGCCCUCACAGCAGUCCGGGGGUUACAGUUUCACCUCUGGCACCUACUUCUCAAGAACAUAGAGAAUCUCACUCAUAUUUGAAUGGACCCUAUGGUUCAGAAGGAUUGGGGUCUUAUCCUGGAUAUGCACCCUCUAGCCAUCUCUCACCAUUUUUAUCCUCUUAUAAUUCCCACUUUCAAAAAUUCCUGUUAUCGCCGUACAGUAUGAGCUGUAAUAAUCUGAGCGCUUUGAACAAUAUCAACGGCAUCAACAAUUUCAAUCUGUUCCCAAGGAUGUAUCCUCUCUAUAGCAACCUACUCAGUGGAGGAAGCAUUUCCCAUCACAUGCUGAACCCAGCUCCUCUGCCAAGUUCAUUGCCACAACCCGAUCAUCCAAGAGAUUUCCUCAUACCAGCACCUAACAGUGCCUUUUCCAUCACAAGCGCUGCUGUCAGCAUGAAAGACAAACCAUGCAGCCCCACCAGUGGGUCCCCCACAGCUGGCACAGCAGCCACUUCAGAACACAUAAUGCAACCUAAACCUACCUCAGCAGUAUUGGCUGCCACCAGUGAAGAAGCCAUGAAUCUCAUUAAAAGUAAGAGGAAUAUGACUGGUUACAAAACCCUUCCAUAUCCACUGAAGAAGCAGAAUGGGAAGAUCAAGUAUGAAUGCAAUGUUUGCUCCAAGACCUUUGGCCAGCUCUCCAAUCUGAAGGUCCACCUCAGAGUACAUAGUGGAGAGAGACCAUUCAAAUGUCAGACUUGCAAUAAAGGGUUCACUCAGCUGGCUCAUCUCCAGAAGCACUAUCUGGUACACACAGGAGAAAAGCCUCAUGAGUGUCAGGUUUGCCAUAAACGAUUCAGCAGCACUAGCAAUCUAAAGACCCAUCUGCGACUCCACUCUGGAGAAAAGCCUUAUCAGUGCAAGCUGUGCCCUGCUAAAUUCACCCAGUUUGUGCACCUGAAGCUGCAUAAGCGUCUCCAUACUAGGGAACGGCCACACAAGUGUGUCCACUGCCACAAGAGCUAUAUUCACCUCUGCAGCCUCAAAGUCCAUCUGAAAGGCAAUUGCCCUGUAGCCUCUGCCUCUGGCCUCUCAGUGGAGGACCUGAAUCGUAUCAAUGAAGAGAUUGAGAAGUUCGACAUCAGUGACAGUGCGGACAGGUUGGAAGAUGUGGAGGACAAUAUCGAUACGGCAUCUGUUGUCGAAAAAGAAAUACUGGCCAUGCUCAGAAGAGAGAUAGAAGGAGUUAGUCUUAAAGUAUCUUUGCAGAGGAACAUGGGAAAUGGACUUAUCUCCUCAGGAUGUAACCUUUACGAAUCUUCAGACAUGUCAAUUAUGAAGUUGCCUCAUGGUCAUCCACUACCUCUGUUACCUAUAAAGGUCAAGAAAGAAACAGUUGAACCAAUGGACCCUUAAGACUCUUCCCCCCCACCCACCCAAGAAGGGAUUUUUAUUUAUGACUUGGUGAGUCAGGGUGCCUGUAGCAAUUGCUUGUACAUAGUUUCUAUGCUGCAAAGCAAUCUUGGCUUACAGUAGUUUCCCUCAUCCUCCAGUUGAAAGAAGGAACUCCAAAGUUAUUGUAUUCUCAGGGCAUGAAAAGAGGCAAGGACUAUGUAUUGCCUCCCACUUACUAAAAGACGAUCAUCAAUCCAUAAUUACUUUUUCAAUGACAGUACUUAAUAAUUUAUUAUGCAAUUUACCAUUCUAAAAGCAAUAAUUAGCAAACGUUUACAAUGACCAGAAAAUUCGUUGUAAUUUUGAAUAUAAAUCUUUAUAUUUUUGUCUUGUGGCCAUUCCUUGUAGAUAAUUUUUUUUUCUCUGCACAUCUCUUUUAAAAACCUAAGAUUGGGGGGAAAACAUUACUUCAGUAAAUGUGUCUAUGUACCAGUGUUUUUGAAAAGGAGGUUUUUUUAUUGCCAAAGGUGGGUAUUUGACAUGUUACAUGGUUUGAAAAGUGCUGUGUACUUUCAUGAAGC